AUGUUACCUUCUUUGAUGGAGGCAGUAGCACGCUAUUUUGUCACUCGAUUCUUAGCACGAUAUAUAUCUACUGGAUCAUUAACUAUAAUGGAGGAAGUUGGUACAGUAUUUACCUUUAAGGGAACAGAUAACAAAUUCCUUCCAAAGGACAUUGUUUUAAAAGUUCACAACCCCCAAUUUUACUGGAAGAUUAUGAAACGAGCUGACUUAGGCCUUGCAGAUGCAUACAUCAAUGAAGACUUUUCUUUUGUUGAUAAAGAUGAAGGACUUCUCAAUCUUAUCAUGGUUCUCAUAGCCAAUGAAGAUGCAAAUUCUUCCACGGCAAGACUAAAGAAGAAAAGGGGAUGGUGGACACCUCUACUAUUCACAGCUACUAUUGCGUCUGCAAAGUAUUUUUUUCAACAUGUUUUAAGACAAAACACUCUUACACAAGCUCGUAGGAACAUCUCUCGUCAUUAUGAUCUGAGCAAUGAACUGUUUUCUCUAUUCUUGGAUGAUACAAUGACAUAUUCAUGCGCUAUCUUUAAGAUGGAAGAUGAAGAUUUGGGGGUUGCACAACUAAGAAAAAUCUCUCUUCUUAUCGAAAAGGCAAGAAUUAAUAAGAACCAUCAUGUUCUAGAAAUUGGAUUUGGUUGGGGAAGCCUUGCCAUUGAAGUUGUCAAACAAACUGGAUGUCGUUAUACUGGAAUUACUUUGUCUGAGGAACAACUAAAAUAUGCCGAGAAGAAAAUUAAAGACGUUGGCCUCGAGGAUCACAUCAAGUUUCUUCUUUGUGACUAUCGUGAAUUGGCAAAUACAAACAAAUAUGAUAGGAUUAUAUCGUGCGGGAUGAUAGAACAUGUUGGACAUGAAUCUAUGGAAGAAUUUUUCGGCUCUUGUGAAUCAGUAUUAGCAGAGAAUGGUCUUCUUGUUUUACAGUUCAUAUCAAUACCGGAUGAGCGUUACGAUGAGCACCGACUAAGUUUGGAUUUUAUGAGGGAAUAUAUAUUUCCAGGAGGAUGCCUACCAUCAUUAGGUAGGAUAACAGAAGCCAUGACGACAUCAUCUCGACUUUGUGUGGAACACUUGGAAAACAUUGGAAUUCAUUAUUAUCAGACGCUGAGGUGUUGGAAAAAGAAUUUCCUAAAGAAUAAAAGGAAGAUACUUGAACUUGGUUUUGAUGAAAGUUUUAUACGGACUUGGGAGUACUAUUUUGACUAUGGUGCUGCUGGGUUUAAAUCUCGCGCCAUAGGAGAUUAUCAGAUUGUGUUUUCAAGACCUGGUAACGUUGCAACAUUCAUCAAUCCAUAUCAAGGAAUACCUUCAGCAUAA
This is a messenger RNA of Momordica charantia (bitter melon), 1311 nucleotides long. RefSeq lists its product as uncharacterized. The record is from RefSeq and is a predicted model, not a curated record. NCBI's taxonomy places the organism in Eukaryota, Viridiplantae, Streptophyta, Magnoliopsida, Cucurbitales, Cucurbitaceae. Gene Ontology annotation, biological process: lipid biosynthetic process. Gene Ontology annotation, molecular function: methyltransferase activity.